This is a messenger RNA of Oncorhynchus mykiss (rainbow trout), 4367 nucleotides long. RefSeq names its product prostaglandin E2 receptor EP4 subtype. The record is from RefSeq and is a predicted model, not a curated record. Gene Ontology annotation, biological process: positive regulation of cytosolic calcium ion concentration; inflammatory response; cellular response to prostaglandin E stimulus. Gene Ontology annotation, molecular function: prostaglandin E receptor activity. NCBI's taxonomy places the organism in Eukaryota, Metazoa, Chordata, Actinopteri, Salmoniformes, Salmonidae. Gene Ontology annotation, cellular component: plasma membrane.
GUUCUCAGAACGUUAUGUGUUAGCUGGGUAUUUUAGGCGAAAAUCAUAUUUUAAUGAGAGUCACAGCUGAAGCAUUCAUCACAUUAUGUUUCUGUCAUACAAGUAUUUUUUUUCCAGUUAAAAGGAGAAAGUGUUCUGAGGUGAAUUUGAAAAUGUUUGGGCUGUUUAUGAAUUCCACUGGGUGCAUAGAUCAGGUGUGUAGGAGCCACACGAUUUGACCCACAGUGUGGUACCCAGCUUUUUAAUACUUGAGUGAGCAGUAUACAAAAGGCCAACUUGAGUGCUAUGGCUAGGCCUGCCACUUUCGUGUAUUGCUGAUAUAAACUGUAUAUAAGAGGAGGCCAGUUGUGUGCCAGUGAAGUCAUCCCUCUCAGAGGUGUUGUAUUCUUUUUUUUAACAAGUGUUUGAGACAUUCACCCUUGGUCAUGGGGCCCCAUCUAAACACAUAAUUAGUCAUCCAAUAAUGGAGAAGUGGCAUGGGAGAGAGACGGCACUAAGUGCACUGGCAUCGUUCACGUUGUCUCCUUCCAUCAUAGAUGUCACUUCACUACCAUUUACAGUCAUCUUUGGUUGAGGUGCACAGCUGAGACUCAGGCUUUGUAUAAACUGUGUUCAUGUUACUGGGCAGCUACCAUGACAAAGCUAAGUGACGAGUCUUACCACUGACUUUGUGAGUUUUUAGGUUUUUUUGGAUAGUUAGUUAUUCAUUUAAUUUGGAAGUUGCGACAUUUGAAUGGAUAAAACCAAGAGAACAACUCCUUUCAAUAAAUAAUUUAUGAGAUAAAUUAAAUCACAAAUAAAUCACAUCAUUUGUGAGAAAAAAAAUCAACAAGCUCAUGAUGCUGGCUGGGGGGAAGCCUAAAGGUUUUUCUCGAGAACUUAGUUAAUACUGACGCAGAGUGGCACUGGAAAUUGCGCAGGUUUUUGGGGAGUCAAGUGACAACUGUUAGUGAUGAUGGGACAUAAAAAUGAUACAGUGUUCUUUCUUACCAUCCAUCUACAGUCUGGGUUUUGCUGAUGAGACGUUGACAUCUUGCUUGCUUGCUGUGAGUCGAGAGAGCAUUUUCAUGUUUUUCCAUCCACUGGACAUUUGGCGAGGUUGAGGACAAUUUAAGCUAUUGGACAACAGCAAACAUGAAACGUGGAAUUUACAAGACAAACAUCUGUCGCAGUGUCUGCUUGGAUUUGAAUGGAUUUAUGAAGUAGCCUAAAGAACGGCUAUCUAAAAAAGAACAAAUAGCGUGCAUUUGAUAGCCUACUUCUGGAUUGGAAACAUGAACGAUACACGUAAUUCAUCUACACAUACGUUGCCUGACAAGACAGCUGAAGCGAUGGCUGUACCGGUAUUAAUGUUUGCAGUUGGUGUCAUUGGAAAUAUAAUAGCAAUAGCCGCUCUUUCUGGAUCCAAGCAGGAGCGCAAAUCCUCCGCGUUCUUCGCCCUAGUUUGUGGUUUGGCUGUGACGGAUCUGCUUGGGACUUGUUUGGCCAGCCCAAUCACUAUAGCAACUUACCUCAAUGAAAAUGUGUUAUAUGAUAAUACUAACCUUUGUGAAUUCCAUUCCUUUUUGUUGCUGUUCUUCGGAGUGGCUGGGCUAAGUAUCAUAUGCGCAAUGUCUGCUGAGCGCUACCUCGCGAUAUGCUGCCCUUACACUUACCAAAGAUGGGGAAUUGACCAACAUUUUGCACGCAAGUGCUUGUUUUGCAUUUAUCUCAGCAACAUUGCGUUUUGUUGUCUCCCAGUGAUGGGUAUGGCUGGAAGCAUUUGUCAGCCCUCCAAAACGUGGUGCUUCAUCAACUGGAGGGCUGAUAAGACACUGCCUGCAACAUAUUCGUUUUUAUAUGCCAGUGUGAGUUUUUUACUGAUAUUGAUGACGAUAGUACUCAACUUUGCAGUUUGUGGCAAUCUGUUGAUAAUGCGUCGCAGGAAAAUCCAAAGUCCAGUUACAAGAGGGAGCGCACGGGCGCGCUGGAAAGCGCUUUCCUCCGGCGUGGAAGCGCAAAUGAUGACGGUGCUCAUGGUGACCUCCGUGGUUGUUUUAGGUUGCUCAGCGCCGCUGGUGGUACGCGUAUUUUCUAACCAGAUAACAUGGACCGAGAAUUCCCAUGCAGAUUUGAUGGCUAUUCGGAUCGCCUCGGUCAACGCCAUUCUUGACCCUUGGAUCUACAUCCUCCUGAGAAGGACUUUGUUCCGUAAGAUUCAGAGAUUCUCUAAAGUGUUUUACAUUGGUCGCAAAAGCAAAGCACCCAUGUUGCCAGUAAAAUCAUCACAAAGGACAUUCCACUACCAAGGAGACAUUACAAACACCCAUGUAUUCACACCUCUGUGAAGCUCCUUGCAUAAAAAACAUAAUUCACCUGCCCGCCACAGUCGCCUAGUGCGCUCACGUCACCCAGGUUGGGACAAAGCUUGCCAUUUCUCCCCACAAGUUGUCCGAUAUCCAGUCUCACAAUGUGUUCUGUCGAUAUAAUUGAUGAUGGGUGGCAAUUCACCUGUUUUAAAUAUAUAACUUUCAAAAACAGUAGAUGAAUUAAACAAAUUAAUCAUGUAACAGUAAAAUUAUAGAUAGUACCAUGGGCUCAAGCAUUUGGCUCAAUCACAGCUAUGUAUACGUUUUACACAAACAAUAAAUAUGACAUUGUGAAGUUAAAGAGAUCCGUUGUAUGAACACCAGGUGUGUUUAGUGCUGCUAACCAAUUCAGACGUUUUAAGUUCAUUGGUAAUAUCAAUGAGCAAAGAGUGGGUCUACGGAAUGAUUAGGUUUUGAGUCUGUUUAGUGUUGGCCUGAGAUGACCCCUUGUUUUUCCCCAUCGUGGCCACAGAGAGGUUGUUCAUUACUUGGUUAAAGGUCCAAUGCAGCCGUUUUUUAUCACAAUACCAAAUAAUUUCCGGAUAACAAUUAAGUACCUCACUGUGAUUGUUUUGAAUUAAAAUGGUCAAAAAUUAACAAAUAACUUCUUAGCAAAGAGCAAUUCUUCAAGCAAGAAUUAUGCUAGGACUCUCUGGGAUUGGUCUGAGCGGGAAGGCUCAAACGGAAAACUAGCUAUUGGCAGAAAGGUUUCGAACUCUCUUCCUUAUUGGUCUAUUUGGUGAUGUCACCAGGCAGACCAAAAUUGCAUCCCACCCACACAGGCAGAAAUUUCAGGCGGCCUUUGAAAACAGCUCUUACACUAAAAGGGCAUUAAACAUAAUUUUCACAAUUUUACAGUAUUAUUCCAACCUUAUAGUGUGGAAAUAUAUAUAAAACACACAAAAAAUCUAGUUUUUGUUUGCACUGAGCCUCUAACCAAGACCCUUGUUGAUAGAGUCACUUUGUCAUCACCCUUAGCGGUGUUGGCAGAAAGCGGAUGUUGCAAGAUCAGGGAUACUUCUCUUUCCCCUGAAAAACGGAAGUGGGGACUUCACUUAAAUAUGGUUUUUAACAGAGGUGGCGCCUCCCCUUCACAACGAAUCACGCCAAUACUUUUCUUUUCUUGAAACUUGCAUAAAGUAGAGCUCAACUUUUUCUACCGCUCUGCUAGCAGGGUUCUCGCUGCUCACCUUCCCACAAUCUCCCUCACAUUUCUCUGUGUUCCCUCAUUGAAAAUGAAAAGGGGGAAAAACUUAUCCUGCCGAAUUCGUUGUUGGUGAAAACCCACUGUCAGGCGUCAUUCUAUCCCUGUUAUGUUAGGUUACUGUGCCAUAGACCCCUGAGGGGCUAAUGGAUCAAGCUCAAAGGCAGUUAAUGCACAAGAUGUAGUUUAAUCUCCCGGAUCUACUCUGUACCCUGAAGGGGCAACAAACGCAAAGUAACAGACAUUUCACAUCAGACACUUUGGUGUCUCUUCUGCAGAGUUGUAAACAACCUCAGAGGAGCAGGAUGUGUCCAAGUGUUUUUCUCAAAACUUUGGACUGAAUUCUAAACACUGUCCAGCAACUAUACUUGCGACUGCAGUUACUCUCAAAAAACAGGCGUUGAACUUUGUCAUGGAGGUCAUGGGAGAGAGACUUCCCAGGGAGAUGAUUAGUUCCCCUAGGUUGUGUUCCUAUUUUCUACCCUUCACCCAGAAAUGUGCACUUGUUCACUUCCACUCAUGCAUUUAAAAGUAUUGGAUUGGUGAAAGCGGCUGGAGGGACUUUCCACCUGUUCCUUUUAAAGGAAUGUACUGGCACAAAUCAACGUUUAUUGGUCACGUACAUACACAGUUUAGCAGAUGUUAUAGCAGUUGCAGUGAAAUAAUUAUGUUACUAGCUCCUAACAUGCAGUAAAAUGUCAAACAAGUAUCCAAAUAAUUUAAAUAUUCGUAAAAAAGUACAGCAAAAAAAAAAAAACGUUGGUAAGAAUCCAAUUAAUAACCCAAAUAGCACUGUAACAGUAAUCAAAAUGCAA